CAUUUUGGAUUCUAAGCAUUCCUUCUGAAGAUAUUGCAAGAAACUUAAUGAAACGGACAGUAUGUGCCAAGUCUAUAUUUGAACUGUGGGGUCAUGGAAAGUCUCCCGAGGAGCUGUACAGUUCUCUUAAAAAUUACCCCGUGGAGAAGAUGGUUCCAUUUCUACAUUCAGAAUCUACUUAUAAAAUAAAGAUUCACACAUUCAAUAAAACACUGACACAAGAAGAAAAAGUCAAACGAAUAGAUGCACUUGAAUUUCUGCCAUUUGAAGGAAAAGUGAAUUUAAAGAAGCCACAACAUAUAUUCUCUAUUUUGGAAGAUUAUGGUUUGGACCCAAAUUGUAUCCCUGAGAAUCCACAUAAUAUUUAUUUUGGUAGAUGGAUUGCAGAUGGACAGAGAGAGCUUAUUGAGUCAUACAGUGUCAAAAGGAGACAUUUUAUUGGAAAUACAAGCAUGGAUGCUGGUUUAUCGUUCAUCAUGGCCAACCAUGGAAAAGUGAAAGAAAAUGAUAUUGUGUUUGAUCCAUUUGUUGGAACAGGUAUCUGAUUUAACUGUUAAGGCAGUACAGAGAUGUUGCUUGUUUGUAUUAGGGAAGGUGAUAGUAAUAUUGU
Tupaia belangeri chinensis (Chinese tree shrew) is the source of this 610-nucleotide messenger RNA. RefSeq names its product tRNA (guanine(10)-N2)-methyltransferase homolog. Gene Ontology annotation, cellular component: cytoplasm. Bases 48 to 545 code for a protein of 165 amino acids. The record is from RefSeq and is a predicted model, not a curated record. Gene Ontology annotation, molecular function: methyltransferase activity. The transcript has 5 exons. Lineage: Eukaryota; Metazoa; Chordata; Mammalia; Scandentia; Tupaiidae.